Messenger RNA from Musa acuminata AAA Group (dessert banana), 2588 nucleotides. Its product is annotated as protein FAR1-RELATED SEQUENCE 5-like. The record is from RefSeq and is a predicted model, not a curated record. Bases 314 to 2452 code for a protein of 712 amino acids. Gene Ontology annotation, molecular function: sequence-specific DNA binding; zinc ion binding. Lineage: Eukaryota; Viridiplantae; Streptophyta; Magnoliopsida; Zingiberales; Musaceae. Gene Ontology annotation, biological process: regulation of DNA-templated transcription. The transcript is spliced from 5 exons.
CGGCCCAACCGGGUGGAACAAACCCUAGCUCGUUCGAAACCCUAAACCCAGGAACUUCUCCAGCGGUAAUCUUCUUCCAUACCGGUCUUCCUGUAUAUCAUCGUCUUGAUUGAAGUUUACGGGUUUCGCAUUCCGAAGGAAUCGGUCGAUUGCUUCCAUAAUUCGGCUGGCAAAGAAAUCCCUCUUUGCCGGCGUUGCCGUGAGAUAAUGCGAGAGAAGUAGUCGAGGAUCCAAACCGCUGGAUGGGACGGUGGAGCACUGACUUCUGAUUCCCACCGUAGGCAUUGGAGGCGCCUACCGUUGCUGUUUCGGGAUGCCGGUCGAGCAGGAUAAGGACCUGGAGGUCCUCCCCAGCAAUGGCGAGGAUUUGGUGGAGGGACCCAUCAGAUGCCUUAACUGUGGCAUCAGUGCAAAAUUGACAUGCCACAUGCGUAGUGGCCCAGAGGGACGUCGAACUUUAUGCAAUGCAUGUGGAAUUGCAUGGAGAAAGGGGAAACAGAGAAAGGUAAUUGACUACAAUGUUCCAAUGAAGGACCUAGCGAACUCAAAUACGGUACCAGAAGUUGAUAUGGAAUUCGAAAAUGAAGACAAGGCAUAUGAAUUUUACAACAGAUAUGCGGGGAUGGUAGGAUUUAGUGUACGAAAAGGUUGGAUAGAUAAAUCAGCAGACAAAAUUACUAGAUCGAGAACACUUGUUUGCUCACGAGAAGGAUUUCGUAAGGACAAAAAGGGAGCUAAGGAAGUAAAGAAACCACGUCCGGAAACUAGAAUUGGUUGCCCUGCACGCUUGACCAUUAAACUUACACCGAGUGGUACAUAUCAUGUUACUGAAUUCGUGGCAGACCAUAAUCAUCAGCCUGCACCUCCUUCCGCCAUGCACAUGCUAAGGUCUCAAAGGAUACUGACUGAAGUUCAAACUGUUGAAGCAGCAGAUUUAUCUGAUGAUUCAGGAACCACUCCAAAGUCAGCUAACCACCUAACAGGCAGACAAGUUUCAGGCUCUCAAAAUGUCAGAUAUCUUCCCAUGGAUUACAGAAUGGGUCUUCGCUCAAAACGUAUGAAGACUAUGCAGAUGGGAGAUGCAGAAGCUGUUUUAAAGUACCUACAAAGCAUGCAACUUAAUGAUCCGUCCUUUUUUCAUUCCACACAAAUAGAUGAAGAUGAUAGAUUGACCAAUUUUUUCUGGGCAGAUGCAAAGUCUAUGUUGGACUUCAACUUCUUCGGCGAUGUAGUUUGUCUAGAUACAACUUACAGAGUAAAUGGAUAUGGUAGGCCAUUUGCACCUUUCCUUGGCGUGAAUCACCACAAGCAAAUUGUUACAUUUGGUGCAGCACUUCUGUAUGAUGAAACUAUAGAGUCCUUCAAGUGGUUGUUUGAUACUUUUAAGAUUGCAAUGCGUGGAAGACAACCAAAGACUAUCUUGACAGACCAGUCUACAUCAAUAAGUCAUGCACUAGAUGCAGUUUGGCCAGGUACCAGUCACCAUCUUUGUGUGUGGCAAGUCUAUCAAAAUGCUAUUAAGCAUCUCAAUCAUGUGUUCCAAAGUUCAAAAACUUUUGCUAAGGAUUUUGCUAGGUGUGUUUAUGACUACGAGGAUGAGGAAGAAUUAUUACCAGCCUGGCAAGAAAUGUUAGAAAAGUAUGAUCUUAGGAACAACGAAUGGCUGGCAAAGCUUUUCGAAGAAAGGGAGAAAUGGGCGCUCGUAUACAGCCGUCAAACACUUUGUGCUGAUAUGAAAAGCACGCUGCAGAAUGAGAACUUUAGUAGUUUGCUGAAGAAGUACUUGACAUCACAACUAGAUCUUUCAUCCUUUUUUAAGCACUAUGAGAGGGUGGUGGAUGACCAUAGGUAUGCUGAACUCCAAGCUGAUUUUCAUGCAAGCCAAAGUUUUCCAAGAAUACCUCCUUCAAAAAUGUUAAAGCAAGCUGCUUCUUUGUAUACUCCUGCAGUUUUUGAAAUGUUUCGUAAGGAGUUUGAGGUAUUCAUGGAUUGCAUGCUGUACAGCUAUGGUGAGGUUGGGACUAUAUCAGAUUAUAAAAUCACUGUUGGUGAAAAACCUAAAGAGUAUUUUGUUAGACUUGACUCGAGUGAUUAUUCUGUUGCCUGCAGUUGCAAGAAAUUUGAAUUUGUUGGGGUUCAAUGUGGUCAUGUGAUAAAGGUCCUUGAUGUUAGAAAUAUUAAAGAGCUGCCUGAACGAUAUUUCUUGAAGAGGUGGAGAAGGAAUGCCAAGUCUGAUACAGGGUCAGAGCCUGGAGGAAUUAUUGUUGAUGUUGACCCUAAGUCUCCCAUAACAACUUCAGCACACGUGCAUUUAUCUUCAUAUGCUCAUAAUCAGGGAUCUCAUGCAGCAGCUCAAAUUAGUGAGGGAUAUACAACUCCGAAUGCGCGUUCACAUGAACCAGUUUAUGGUAGUUUACAGUUUAACCACUACAGCAACAACAACCGGGUAUAAUUCUCAACACCGGAUUGAUGAUGAGGCAUUCUAUUGCUAAAUGAAGGCAUCAAGUGAUUGUGGUUAUAUAUGGAAGGUUAUCAGCUUCAUAUCUAACCAAUGAGAGCAGUUCUUUAUGCCAAUCAACCUUUUCUAG